AAAUUAAAAUCUUUAUAAAGAAAAUUUCCCUAUUUCUCUUUCUUCUCCCUCACGAAAGCACACACUUACACGCUGAGUGCGUGGGUACUAAAUCGGCAAUUGAAAAGAACAAAUAGAGCUCAAAAAGCUUUUGAAGAUACAGAAAAUCGAACAGGGAAGAAGAAAUUAAAGGAAAUUUUGGAAUAAUUGAAUACCAGAUCGAGGAAGUAGGUGGUGAUUAAACAGUUCAAAUACUUCGAUUGGAGUGAGAGAAGAGCCAAACGAUUCGGAAUUCGAAUUUCUUCAUCGGAGAGUGAUCUCCAACCUGAUUUUAGUUUUCCCUAGGACCAUCUCCCCGCGAAAGAUACUGUAAUUUGAGUAAGAGUAUUAUAAUGAACAAAGGAGGAGUGGGACUGGGUAGUGGAGCCGGCGUAGGCAGUGGAGCCGGACCAACUGCUGCGGCGGCAGCAGCGGCAGCCCAAAAGCAAAAGACCCUUUUGCAAAGAGUGGACAAUGACAUUGGAAAUCUUGUCGAUAAUUUUGGAUUCAUUGUUAAUGUUUCACGGGUUAAUGAUCCACCAGUACGAAAUUCUCAGGAAGCUUUCAUGAUGGAGAUGCGUGCUGCCAGAAUGGUUCAAGCGGCUGACUCGCUGCUUAAAUUGGUGUCCGAGUUGAAGCAGACUGCAAUUUUCUCAGGUUUUGCAUCUCUUAACGACCACGUAGACCAGAGAACGGAAGAGUUCAAUAGACUUACAGAAAAAACAAACAGCGAAUUGGCGAGAAUUGGAGAAGAGGCUGUCGCUAGCCUUAAGGAGCUCGAGUCUCAUUACUACUCGUCCACGUUGAGAACCAGCAUUCCUCCGGAGUCCUAGAUAAGGUGGAAGAACUUGUAUUAAAUUUAUUUUUGUUUAUGGUACACCUGAAUUUCCGGAGCAUAGAAAAUGAUUAGGCUGAUGUAUCUUGGGACCAAUAUCAGGAAGCCCCGCUACUUGGCUGGGGCCACAUGGGCACUGGCCAUCCAGGGGGGCCAUGGCCAAGAAAAGUUUUCCAUAGGAUUUUGCAUUCUUCCAGAGCCACAUGGACCCUGUGCCUGUCGGGGCAAGCGCCCACCCAAUAGGGGGGCGCACUAGUGUAACUCGAGCAAAAUCCUUUUCCAUAUCGGGAAUGUAUUUUAUCUCACGGUAGACCUAUAGUCUGAAUUAAGGGAGCUCCAAGUACUUUUUAUUAUUUUGAUGCUAAAAAAAAAAAGUUGUAUUUGACAACAAAUUGUCGUGUC
Messenger RNA from Olea europaea var. sylvestris, 1255 nucleotides. Its product is annotated as mediator of RNA polymerase II transcription subunit 22b-like. NCBI's taxonomy places the organism in Eukaryota, Viridiplantae, Streptophyta, Magnoliopsida, Lamiales, Oleaceae. Gene Ontology annotation, molecular function: transcription coregulator activity. The transcript is spliced from 4 exons. Bases 372 to 851 code for a protein of 159 amino acids. Gene Ontology annotation, cellular component: mediator complex. The record is from RefSeq and is a predicted model, not a curated record. Gene Ontology annotation, biological process: regulation of transcription by RNA polymerase II.